AUGAUUCUGCCUGAUGAUACAGAGGAUCCACAGGACGAGAUUCCGCUAGCGGAGAGGCUCAAUAGCAUCGUUCUAAUGACACAUAACCAGGAUGCGGAGAGGCAUACCUUGAAAGACAGGGAGACUCUCAAAGAGAAUUCAGAAACUCUCAAGGAUUUUCUGCCAACAUGGACAAGGAAAGGUAGACGUAAGGUAGUUUUGCGCAAAGUUGCUGACAAAGCUUUUUCUGAUGCAGAGACAGUCUUGGUGACUGCAGUUGAUGAACCAUCCUGUGGGUCUGUUUCCAAGAAUGAACAUUGUAAAGGUCAAGUAUCAGACUCUGUUAUGAUGCAUGAUGACAACAAUAUCAGCUCUGAACAUGGUGACGUUGAGGGUGCAGUGAGCACUGGCAGCAACAAAGGCAUUGGACCUGCAAUUGCAGUUGAUGUGCAUCCAGAUCUUCAAGAUAUGUUAGCGAUCAGUGAUGAUGAGUUGGAUGAUAUAUUCGGAAAGGAUACCGAGGUCACUGCAAUGUACCUGAAAUUAUCCAGGUUGGCGGUGACCAUAAACAACUCAGAUCAGCCAUAUGAGGAACGACACGUGUUCACAGUAAGUAGAGAUGAGCAGGAGGGCACAAAAUUGAAGGAUAUCAUGGCGGGAAACAAUUGUGAUUAUGAGCUUGCUACUGUCCAAAGUGAUACAACUCGUGUCAUCAAUGUUAAGACCAAUGUUGAUGUCUUAGAAGGAUCCAUUGAUGAAAUGCAGACGGACAAUGUUACAAAAGAGCAAGAUCAGAGAGCGAAGGUGGACAGAAAAAACUCUACUGUCUUGGAAGAAAACUAUGGUGCAUCUUCUGAUGGCCUAGCAAAUGGAAAUGGUGAGCUGGUGACAAAAUUAAUUUCUACUGAUACACUCUACUAUGUUACACCAUUUGAGCGGGUGAAAGAUGCUAAGAUCAGAGAUUCAAGAGUCACAAAUGCAGUUCAAGGAGUUUUUCAGCCAAGACGUGAAGUUGGAACAAAGGAACUGAUUAGAGAGGUGUCCGAAGCUCGAGAAGCAGAGAAGGUUGAGUUGGAGGCAAUAGUUGAUCGUUUGAAGCAGCAGCUUGUGGCGCUAGAAGGUGCAGGGACAAAAAGAAGCUAGAAACCCUGAGGUAUAUAACUUAACAUAACAUAGUUGUGGGUGAAUUGAAGGCAUGUGCUAGUCUGGUGAAAGGACCUCCUUUUGCUAUACUUUUUGAGGGAACGAGAGCUUUAUAUGAUCUUCAUUAGUCUAUGGAGUAUAUAUUAUUCUUUUCAAAACAGAGUCUAUGGAUAUAUUUUUUGGAGGUUAAAAGGCAGUCGUUUUGCCGUCCGAUUAGAGUGUUUAUGUACAGAGAUCACACCAAAGGAAUUAAAAAAAUUACAACAUAGGUGGAACA
Messenger RNA from Lolium rigidum, 1399 nucleotides. RefSeq lists its product as uncharacterized. The record is from RefSeq and is a predicted model, not a curated record. The transcript is spliced from 2 exons. NCBI's taxonomy places the organism in Eukaryota, Viridiplantae, Streptophyta, Magnoliopsida, Poales, Poaceae. Bases 1 to 1122 code for a protein of 373 amino acids.